Messenger RNA from Blumeria graminis f. sp. triticale, 3411 nucleotides. NCBI's taxonomy places the organism in Eukaryota, Fungi, Ascomycota, Leotiomycetes, Helotiales, Erysiphaceae. The record is from the annotation of a GenBank genome assembly.
AUGAAUCGUUUUCGCAAGAGAAGAGAAGCCAGAGAAGCACUCGAAGGCUUCCCUCGCCCUUCAAACGAAUCUGAUAUCCCAUCAAUCACGCCAGUCAAAAAAACAUUCCGCCGCGGAAAAAAAACAGCGGAAACAGAGCCGAAGGCAGAGAUCGAUCUUUCUAGUGCACUUCCUUCAUCAGAUGAAUUUCGGACCAGUUUACUUAUGAGCGGCCUAUCGGCCCGCUUCUCUAUGUUACGGGAGCAAGAUGACCCAAAGUCUAAGAAAGGGAAAGCUAGCGACGAUAGUGUAUUAUAUCCAAAACGGCAGUCAAGGAUGAAUGAUUUUGGACGUUCUGGCUACGGAUUGUCAAAUAUUGCCGAAGUCUCUUCUUUGCACAGCUUAACUAGACAACCUACGAUGACUGAGUCUGACAAUGUAAGGUGUUACGACAAAAAUGGGAGGUCCGCUCAAGAUCAGAAUCUACCUCGAGGUGUAAUGAAUCGAUCCAGGCCAGGUGAAGGUAACAUACUAUUUGGAGGCCGGCAGAAAAUCAAUGUUGGUAACCGUGUUCUCUAUGAUGAUGAUGUUCGUCUAUCUUCAUUCCAAAAACAACGUAAGCGUGAGAGAGAGCUCCGACAAGAAAUUGAGUUGGAGGAUCCGCAGCCCUCAUAUUUCAAACCGAAUUCUCCAAACUGCUACAGCUAUACUGAUGAAAAAAACAAACUGAUCUAUGAGCAUCAGCAUUCGAAUUCAUCGAAUACGCCAAGAGAUUACACUAUACGCACCGGAACAGAAAGUGAUAGAAACAUUGCAGGGAGUUCAGAGCCAUCAAAAACUAGAAAUAGGCGUCUGUAUGAAACCGGACUAGAAAACCACCUUCAUCAACAGCACUCUAUGGCAAUGUCCCGAAUUGACACCAUAUCUCAGCAAAGAUCGCACAUUUUCAGUGUUCCCUCACCUAAACCUUCACCUACAAGCGCAGCCAUAGAAAAUAAUGGAUGGAUCACAGAGCAUUCAACCGAGAUAUCUAAGUCUCACAAUUUUAUUGACAUGACUUCACACAGAGGGCUUAGCACACAAAACUACGGUAUUGCUUCACCUCCGCUUAGUCCGCCGUCAAACGAAAAGGAAGAAGGUUUAUAUUACAAUCGUCAGAACAGCGAGAAAGCAACAAAUUUACAAGCUGGUGCACAAGCAAAAGCUUAUAAUAAUGUUCAAAAUAAUUCAAAACAUCAUGAGAUCAUCGAAAGUAGUAAGAAUCGUCGAUCUGAAAAUUCACCAACGCCGAAGGAGUAUGAGAUCCAUCAAAAUAUUACUGAACGUAAUAGGUCGCAAUCAGAUUCCAGUUAUGGGUCUUCACAAUACAACCUAAGCUCGUCCUUAAGAGGAAAUCUUGCGCCUGAUCAACCAUGUGGCUCAAGUCAAAGUAAAUCUAUAACAGUUCCACUUGAGCCUACUAGUUCGUCAUCCACCCCUCCUCUCUUCACCAUGCUGCCUCGUGACCAUGAAUCUCUCUCAAAACCCCUCCCUCCUCCAAAAGAUGAUAUAAACCCGAAAUACCUUGGGCUUUUAAGCUUUCAUCAUCAGCAUCAAGCCAAGCAAAAACGUCCUUCGAUAUCUCAACAUCCUUUGUAUCGUAGCCAUAAGUCCGAUUUCGAAGCCAACAGCGAAAUUGAUCCAAAUUCAUCACACACGCGGCUAAUUCCACUUCAAGAUUCAAAUCAAGCCUCCCAAAAUCACAUAGCCUCAAGUGAAAUAAACGGAAUGGUUCGACAACACAUGCGCUUUGAAAGUAAUGCCUCGUCAGUUUAUGGUGCAGUUACAGAAAAUAACCCUCUUUCAUCUCUUGAACAUCCGAUAAGCAGCUCAUUCAAUGAGUACACCAGUAUUGGUAAUCCCUGGGAAAAUACCGCCGAUGAUAACUGUGAUGAAAUUCAUAAGGAUAGCUUAGAAACAAAUUUAGCGAAGCAAAAUGACCACACCACGCCAUACAUAUUUCUGCGAAGUUCAGAAAAUGCUGGUGCUAACGACAAGAUCGUCUCCUCCGACAAAGAAACGUCAUAUUUUCACACCCGCCAAGUAAGCACUGAUUCUGAAAGAGAACAGAAAGACUUGAUGAAUGAAUUCGCAAAUCGUAGAAGGCAUGUUAAGGAGAAAAUGAAAAGCUUUGUAGAAUCAGAUAAUAGCCUUGCAAGUCCGUCUCAGACCGUCGAAACUCCUAGAGAAAGUAACCCAAAAAAUAGUGCAUUCGGUAUUCUUCGGACUAAGAAUAGCAGAGGGUCUGUUAAGCCUAAAGAUGGACAAUCAAAGACUCUUAAAAUGCUUGGAUUAGGUAAUGUGACAUCAAGUAGCACAGUCUCAUCGAGGCUCCAGAUAAGCGAAGAGAGUGUUGAGGAUGAUGAGGCAUCAAGUACGAUCGGAAGAUCUUCAAUAACAUCGCUCACUAGUGCAUCCCGACAGAUACGUCGCGACCAAGAGCGCCAAAUGCCUACUGCCUCAAAGAAGUCAGAGGCUGAAAGCAGUGACACAAGCUGGAACGCUCAAACUACCAAAAAUCAACUUCGUCCCCAGCAGAGCAGCCUUCCAUCUAAUAAUGAUCGUACUCUCCGUGUCGCAAAUCCAUAUACGACGAUAACUGGAGCGCAUAGUGAGGAAAAUAUUUCUGCCGAAAAGAAUUCUGCGGCAAAAUCUAAUGAAGUCCGUCCCUAUAACAUUGACCGAUCCAAUACCACACCAAAUUUUGGCUCAAUCGUUUCGAAAUACACAUCAUCUCAACAUGAAGCCGAUCAAUCUAAAUUAGGAUAUCCUGAACCAAAAUCUUUUACCUCUAGUACCACAAAUAAAUUAGUAUCCAGCAGGUCUGUCUCCAGUAAAGACUUCACCAACACGCGUCACCCCUCAACAAACAUAUAUCCUAGUUCUCAAAUGAUGAAUUCAGCUCAGUUUAACUCAGUUUCGAAUGAAAAUGUUUAUUCGCUAAAUACUACUCGUAAUGUAUCAGAAAAUAUUUCAGAAAAUUCGCGAUUAAAACCUUAUUCUAGCAAAGCAUCUUUUGCCCCAUCUAUUCCCGCUCACGAUAAAUGUCAGUUCCGCCCGCCGCCAAUUCCACUAGUGAAUCCACGUAGACGCCAAGCCCUUAACCAACCAAGAACAGGCUAUAUGAAUGAGGUUGCUGACAGCAAAGAUAUACUAUCUCGUGAUUUGCGUUCUUGCUCCUCUCCUUUUAUAGAGAGUCAUCAUCCGACUAGAAAUAAAAGUAAGGUGGAACUUCGCCAGGAUAAUGGAGUCCAUCAGACAAAUUCCGGUGAUGCUUCAAGUUUAAAUUACUGGAGGCAGCCCGAAACUUGGAACACAGAAAGAAAGGCGCUAGUAUUGGCCGGGGAUAAUACGAGUCCAUCGAGAAGAAUGAAUGGGGGCGCUUUAUCAUAA